This is a messenger RNA of Pseudomassariella vexata, 3217 nucleotides long. RefSeq lists its product as uncharacterized. The transcript is spliced from 6 exons. Gene Ontology annotation, molecular function: protein binding. Bases 160 to 2994 code for a protein of 944 amino acids. The record is from RefSeq and is a predicted model, not a curated record. NCBI's taxonomy places the organism in Eukaryota, Fungi, Ascomycota, Sordariomycetes, Amphisphaeriales, Pseudomassariaceae.
GACCCCGAUGGUGACCUCGCGCCCAGCAAGCUUGCGUCUCACCUAUUCGCUCUCUUGUACAAUACGCCAACUGAUGGCCAGGGUGUACUAAUCCCUGGGCAUGACUACGGUGGGGCAUUGAGGUUCCAAAACCCCGACGAGCACGAUGUGGUGACGCAUAUGUAUCAUUCCGAGUAUUUCUAUCUCAGCCAUGAUCCAAGGGACAAAUUCGACUACGACGCAGAGCCUCUGUCGGAUAUCAUGCUGAGCCUGCCGGCCUUGAACAUGAUCAGCAUUGAGGACCGCCACUCUUUAGAUCCCCUGUACAGUUUUCCAAGCGAGAUAGCCAUGAUUGUUUUGGAAUACAUGCCGUCCGCUGACGUCUGCAAUCUUCGUCUAGCCUCUAGACACGUCGCCAUCCUCUCACAGCCAUCGCUCCUCACGCAAGCCUUCUGGUCCAGCAGGUUCGCAGGCAGUCACGAAAUGUCCUUUGUCUUCGCCAACCGUACAUACUGCCUGCCACCCGAGCCCGUCAACUGGCGCGAGCUUUACACCAAAGCCAAGGCCAUGCUGAAGGAUCCGAGGGCAUAUCCAGGCUUCCAAAAUAGGCACCGAAUUUGGGAUGUGUUAAGUCGCUUGAUUCCUGCUCUGUCUCUGCGGCUAGAAAAUGAGGAAUCGUUGGCAAAGGCUCCAUAUCGUGGCUCGUUUACGACCACACUAUCAGAUGGUAGUAUACCGGGGAACACUGUCUCGGGUGAGCUGACUUUCGAGCACGGCGGUGCGCCAUUCCGCGAGACUUCAGCUAAAACCGAGCUUGACGCCGGAUGCCGUUUGUUCGAGAAACAGAAGCUCGCCUGGCCCGCCGGUUCAGAGCAUAAAGCCGCGCGGAUUGGAGUUUCCUUUGCGCAUAUGGGAACCAUGACUUAUAUCACCGGAUUGCGCCUUUCCCUGCUGGAAGAACUCAGCCAGGAGGCUGAAGUUGCGAGAGCCGGACUUGUACGCUUGUCAAGCGAACAAAGCUUUGACUUGCAUCCAGGGGAAGUUAUAGAGGCAUUGACUGUGAACAUGUCUAUUACAGGUAUCGUCGGUUUGCGUUUUGACUUGAACGGCCCCAAAGGCGCGCGGUCAUGCACAACCGGAAACUUAGAAAUGGUCGACACGGAGAGUGGUCUCGCAAAGCUUAUUCUAGCCCCCAACAUGCAUUGCGUUGGACUUCUCGUUGGGCUUGAUGCGUGGAAGCUAGUCUCUAUACAGAUUCUUGAAGAGCCCAGUGACGUGAAGGUAGCUCGCACAUCUCUUUCUGCGCGGACAAACGACUUACAGUCGGCUGAGAUUUGGAAUCCAAACAUGCCUUCUGAUCGUCCUGACUGGCAGCACCCUGAGGCAUCCCACCGCCAGUUCUUCCACUUAUGUUUGAAUAUGGACUUCGGUGGUCACGAUGGAGUUCGACUCGCUCAACUCACCAGAGUCGUUGCUUGGAUGGGUGAUUUCCCAGCCGUCUUCUUAGGCAUGUCUUUCUUCUAUAGCGAUGGUACAGAGCAAUUAUAUGGACGCAGAGAAUAUGCAACUCGAGGCGGUAAACUCCGCAGCUGUGUUGCAAACUCCUUCGUACUCGCGGGAGCCCGAGGAGAGCUCAUCAACAGGCUCGAAACCGCACACAGCACCAGAUAUGAUACCAUCACGGAGAUCACAGUUUCAACAAAUUUUGGUAGAAGGCACAAUUUCCUGCUAUGGGGGAUGAAUGGUUUCGAUGAACGUGACUUGACAAGAUCAAUCAAACAGCUCCCAUCUGACCAUGCCUUCACAGCUCUGUACAGCAAGAUUCAAUCACCAAAAUUCUACUUCCGAGACUUGACUGGUGGGAGUUCGGUUGCAACCCUUGGAGCCGUGAAAGUAGAGGCUCUCCGGGAUGAAAGCUCGCACCAUAUACCAUUGACAUCUGAUUCUAUGAAGUCGGCCGUGGAAAUGCUGGCCCACGCUGGUGGAUUCGCCUUCACGUCUGCAAAUUUUUCCCGUAUUCGACGAAUCCGUGUUUCAGCUGGCAGAAACGGAUACUCCCGUGGACCGAAACAUAUAUCGGGUCUGUGGAUUGACUACGAGGACUCUGAUGUGCCUCUCAUACUCGGACAGUGGAUCACAGAAUGCGCGGUCUUGGAAAUGCACGAUGAUGAACGACUGGUUGAGGUGACAACUUGGCACGACUUUACUAACCGUUUCAGCCGUGUCAAAUUCGGCCCCAUCGUCGGUAUUAGCCUAGUCACGUCCAAGGGUUUGAAGAAAGAGGUUUUAGGGCAGAGUGUCGAGGGUAAGGUGUGUUUGCAGUAUCGGGAGAAUCCGUACGAGAAACUGAAUGGAAUCAUUUGGGGCUUUAACCGUCAGUGGGAUCAUGUUAGAGUUCUCUGUUCACCUCGUGAUGGUAAGCCCAAUACAGGCAUGGUUUUUGGCCCCGUGACUCGGAUUGUCCCUGAGUGGGCUGUGCGGGAGAAGCUCUUCCUAGAUGAUCUCAAUGCAGACGGGAGUUCCGACUCUGUUUCUGUCAUCGAGGUAUCAUACAAGUACCUCAGUAGCGAGCCAGCUGGAAUGACUUUCACAUACGAAUCCGGAAAGACGCAUACCAUCGGCCACCGAGGAGAGAAACCGAAUCCCAUUAGCCUUCAAGCCGGUGAGGAGCUGACAGCAAUGGAAAUCGGUGUUCUUCGGGGCAACAGGAUCGGCUUCAUGAUUACGAGCCAAAACCGGUCGCUGGAGUUCGCUUAUGACCCGGACAAGAUAGCUGGUCUCGCUAUCCACAGCAGAGAGAGCCACCGCCUCCGACGGCCCCAGGCGGGCGAGAAUCCUACCGCCAGAACCAGAGGGGUCAUUGAAGUCCCAGAAUAUGCAGGUGCAGGCAACUUGUUGGGAUUUUGGGUAAUACCCAGGAGACAAGACAGAGGUCUCCGGUAUCCCAUGUUAGGGCCGAUCUUCGAGAAGAUCGGGGGUGAGCAGGGUGAAGGGGAUAAGCAGCUAUUUUGUUGAAGGCACGUCUGAUGGCAACUUUAACGAGGAGAUUUAGUAAGGGGAAUGAGGGGAUUCAUAUUAACUUUAGGAGUUUGGAACCAGAUCAGGGACAUGGAGACUAGAGACAAAACUACAGAUUCAUUUAAAGGGAAUGGGUACUUGGGUAAAUCGUACAGUUCUGGAGUCUGUAUCAAGAUAUUACGCACAUCGCUUACGGGGAAUGAAACACGAAAGAAUGACC